Cyprinodon tularosa is the source of this 1703-nucleotide messenger RNA. It is a transcript of the gene pcgf6, whose product is annotated as polycomb group ring finger 6. Gene Ontology annotation, biological process: regulation of transcription by RNA polymerase II. The record is from RefSeq and is a predicted model, not a curated record. Gene Ontology annotation, cellular component: PRC1 complex. NCBI's taxonomy places the organism in Eukaryota, Metazoa, Chordata, Actinopteri, Cyprinodontiformes, Cyprinodontidae. The transcript has 11 exons. Bases 247 to 993 code for a protein of 248 amino acids.
CCGGGAAGUGUGACGUCAUUCAUGUUCUAAACCUACCGCGAGGGAACAUUUUUGUUAGAGGAAAUAUAGUACAGCAGAACAAGUGCUAUAAUUUUCCCUUUUUACGCAUCAGACUGUCAGUCCGUGGAUAUAGAAAUUGAAAGGCUCUUUCUCCUCCGCUAUAUUAGGAGCUACUUUAGCUUUAUAGCCACGUGCUAUCCGCGGUUUGCAGGCUAAGGGUAAGUUUGGAGACAAUUGCUCCGGAGUAUGUCAGUUGGUGAUUGGAGUAAUGAUGGGACAACCAGCGACUCAGACGAACCUAAGCUCCCUCUCAACCAGUUCUAUCCAUACAUCCGCUGUGCACUUUGCUGCGGCUUCUUCAUUGAUGCCACCACUAUCACAGAAUGCCUUCACACAUUUUGCAAAAGCUGUAUUGUGAGGCAUUUCCUCUACAGCAACAGAUGUCCAACAUGCAGCAUCUUGGUGCACGAGACACAGCCUCUUUACAACAUCAGGCCAGACCGACAGCUUCAAGACAUAGUUUAUAAAAUGGUUCCCUUCCUGGAAGAACUUGAAAGAGAAAGGAUGUGUAAGUUCUACAAAGAAAGAGGACUUGUUGCGCCAAAACCAGUGCCUGUUUCACCUCAAAGUCCAGUUGUGCUAAAGAGGCAAAGAAAAGAAAACUUUCCCAAAGCUGUGUUCACCAUUCCCCGGGAGCUGAAUAUGUCUAUCCUCUUGGAGUUUGUUGGGGCUGAAAAUGGAAUCAGUGAUUUUAAGCCGUUGGAAAGGCCGUACAUCUGCGUGUCGGGAGAGGCCACCAUUCGCCAUGUGGAGCUUUUCAUCCGGAGGAAGAUGGAGCUCAGCCCCAUGUGCCAGGUAGAUCUGGUCUGUGGCGAUCACCUCCUAGAUCAACAGCAGUCACUAAAAGAGAUAAAGGAGUUUGUGGGUAACGAAGCAUUUCAGGAUGGUCUGUUGGUGCUUCACUUCGGCUUAGUGCUACCCCAGCAGUCUUGAGCAGGAAGAUUCUUACUGGUUAGCUGCACUACUCAAAAGUGAGGCACAAAAAAUUGCCUAAGAAAUCAGUCAACCUUAGAGCUUCAGAGGGUGUGAUUUAGGUUUCAAAUCGGCUGUUUUGUACUAAAUCAAGAAUGUUAGAAUGUGCUACAAUCCACAGUAUUAUGCUGCCACCACCGUGUUUGACAGACUGUAACAUGGUUGCUUCACAUUCCCUUUAGAGGCCUUACCUCAUUUUCUCAAAAUACAAUUUUUGCUUUAUGCUCAAGUUGCUUUAUCGCUGUCUCAUCACACCAUAGAACUUUAGAAAAGUUUGUUCAGCUGUUGCAGAUCAGAGUUGAGCUUGAAUGACCCUUUAAGAGUGGUUCCCUCUGUAUUAAUAGUUGAAGUUUGGAAUUAGCGUUUCAACAGAAAGAUCCCAAAAGACAUAAAGCAAGCUCAAGGGAAACACAUUGCUAAAGGAAAUACAACCACUACUACUAAAUCUGUAUGUUUAUUUAUGAGUCUGUAUGUAUGAUUUUGACUGAAUGAGAGGGAAUAACUAAAAAAUUUUCUUCUUUUUUUCACAAAUCUAGCUGCUGUGUAUGAGUGGAAGUAAACAUCUGUGUUGUUCAGGAAAGCCUCUGUCUACUUAAAAUGUGAAUAAAACACUAUAGAGACUUGAUUGUUGUUUUUUUUUUUAAAGCUACAGUGUGUAAUUUUUAGCGACA